This is a messenger RNA of Dacryopinax primogenitus, 969 nucleotides long. RefSeq names its product carbohydrate esterase family 4 protein. Gene Ontology annotation, molecular function: hydrolase activity, acting on carbon-nitrogen (but not peptide) bonds. NCBI's taxonomy places the organism in Eukaryota, Fungi, Basidiomycota, Dacrymycetes, Dacrymycetales, Dacrymycetaceae. The annotation marks the transcript as partial. Gene Ontology annotation, biological process: carbohydrate metabolic process. The record is from RefSeq and is a predicted model, not a curated record. The transcript is spliced from 3 exons.
UCGACAGACUACCCCCCUCGCGACCUCAUAGGCUACGGGCCACGGACUCCCAACCCCAAAUGGCCUAACAACGCCAAGAUCGCAAUAUCUAUCGUGCUCAACUACGAAGAAGGCUCCGAGUCGACGCCCCUCAACGGGGACGCGUGUACCGAAGUGCUUGGGAGCGAGCUGGGACCCAAUGUACGCCCGUUCGAGGACGGACAGAGGGACGUCAACAUGGAGAGUAUGUAUGAGUACGGACCGAGGGCCGGUGUAUGGCGCGUCCUGCGUUUACUGGAUGAGGUCGGGGUGAAGUGCACCCUCUACGCUGUGGGGCAGGCGAUGCUUCUCAACCCUCUCGUUGGGCAGUGGGCGCAACAGAAGGGCCACGAAGCUGCCAGCCACGGAUGGCGCUGGAUCGACCGGAGUGCCUGGAGUGUGGAGGAAGAAAAGUCCUUUGCGAAGAAGGCGAUUGCGGCGAUCAAACAAACGGCGGGGAAAGAGCCUAGAGGAGGGUGGUACUAUGGCAACGUCUCUGCUCGUUCUGGCCAGCGGGCGAGGGCGCUCAUCGCCCAGGUGUAUAGGGAGGAGGGGCUGCAGUUGAAGUAUUAUUCUGACAGUUACUCGGAUGAUCUGCCUUACUGGGUACCCAUGCCCGGAGGCGAGAAGAGCGAGGGGCUGCUUAUCAUCCCUUACACGCUCGACAACAACGACUAUCGCGAGGCGAGGUACAACGGGUUCCAAGCGCCAUCUGCAUUCGCAGACUACCUCAUCACAGCCUUUGACGAGCUGUACGCAGAGGGCCUCGCCGGCGCGCCUAAGAUGAUGUCCAUCGGCUUGCAUUGCCGACUCGUUGGGCGUCCAGGGAGAAUUGGCGGCUUGAGAAAGUUCUUGAUGCAUGCCAAGGCUAGGGGAGACGUUUGGUUCGCUACGAGGGAGGAGAUCGCAGACCAUUGGAGGGCGACGUUCCCGUACAAGCCUGUUGAUUAG